Messenger RNA from Clunio marinus, 210 nucleotides. The record is from the annotation of a GenBank genome assembly. NCBI's taxonomy places the organism in Eukaryota, Metazoa, Arthropoda, Insecta, Diptera, Chironomidae.
AUGGCUUUGCUACAGCUUCUCAUGUCUGACUUAAUGAAACCAAGCGAUACAAGACAGAAAGAAAGAGGCAAAAACCAACAGAACAACGACCAAAUUAUGAAUAUAAAAAGAUUGAACAGAAGUUCUAUUCAAGCAUUGACUUAUGUAAAACAACUGAUAAGAUAUUUGCUGUUUUUAUUGCAUGACGACGACACACAUAUUUUAUGUUAA